AUGACGAUGACAUUGUUAAGAGGAGUGAGUGUUUUUUCCAGGCGUGUGCCCGUUGCUGGUGGUUUUGGCUAUUUGAAGCGUGCUGAUAUUAGUAACGUUGUUUUACAGGGACGGACGUAUGCAAGUGCCAAGGUUGCCUUAGCAGAAGAUUUGACUUUGGAAACGCAUACAGAUAACCAAGCAGCAGCUAUUGAGCAAGCCAACGAAAGAGCCGUGUCAAAUCCCGAUGUUUUGGACAGUGGUAUACAUUCUUUGCAACAUGCAUACCGUGAAUCCGGGGAAUACGGUACAAGACCUAUAUAUCUCGACAUGCAAGCUACCACUCCAACAGACCCAAGAGUUCUAGAUACCAUGUUGAAAUUCUACACGGGGCUUUAUGGUAAUCCUCAUUCAAAUACUCAUAGCUAUGGUUGGGAAACUAACAAGGAGAUCGAACAAGCAAGAAAAUACAUCGCCGAUGUUAUCAAAGCUGAUCCAAAGGAGAUAAUCUUCACUUCCGGUGCUACAGAAUCAAAUAAUAUGGCUUUGAAGGGUGUCUCAAGGUUUUACAAGAAGACAAGAAACCAUAUUAUCACUACAAGAACUGAACACAAGUGUGUGUUAGAAGCCGCCAGAGCUAUGAAGAACGAAGGAUACGAAAUCACAUUUUUGAAUGUUGAUGAGCAGGGUUUGAUCAAUUUAGAAGAGUUGGAAGCUGCGAUCAGACCUGAAACUUGUUUAGUUUCUGUUAUGGCCGUCAACAACGAAAUUGGUGUUAUGCAACCAUUGAAAGAAAUUGGUGAACUUUGUAGAAAACGCAAAGUUUUCUUCCAUACCGAUGCAGCGCAAGCUUAUGGUAAGAUACCUAUCGAUGUGAACGAAAUGAAAAUAGAUCUGAUGUCCAUUUCCUCACACAAAAUUUAUGGUCCAAAGGGAAUUGGUGCCAUUUACGUUAGAAGAAAGCCAAGAGUCAGAUUAGAUCCGCUUAUCUCCGGUGGUGGUCAAGAAAGAGGUUUACGUUCUGGUACAUUGGCUCCACCUUUGGUUGCCGGCUUCGGGGAAGCAGCAAGAUUGAUGAUGAAAGAAUACGAGAACGACUCAAAUCACAUUAAAAGAUUAUCUGACAAAUUAAUGAACGCUUUGUUAUCUAUUGACCAUACAAUCUUAAACGGUUCUGCUGACCAUCGUUACCCAGGUUGUGUUAACAUUUCAUUCGCAUAUGUCGAAGGUGAAUCCUUAUUGAUGGCUCUUAGAGAUAUUGCUUUGAGUUCUGGUUCUGCUUGUACUUCGGCAUCUUUAGAACCAUCUUAUGUGUUGCAUGCAUUGGGUAAAGAUGAUGCUUUAGCACACUCUUCCAUCAGAUUCGGUAUUGGUAGAUUCACCACUGAUGAAGAAAUUGAUUACGUUAUCAAGGCUAUCACGGAAAGAGUUGAUUUCCUAAGAGAGUUGUCCCCAUUAUGGGAGAUGGUCAAGGAAGGUAUUGACUUGAACUCCAUCGAAUGGUCAGGUCAUUAA
Molecule: messenger RNA, 1494 nt
Organism: Kluyveromyces lactis
Lineage: Eukaryota; Fungi; Ascomycota; Saccharomycetes; Saccharomycetales; Saccharomycetaceae
Gene: NFS1
Product: cysteine desulfurase
Exons: 1
Coding region: 1-1494 (497 amino acids)
Biological process (GO): [2Fe-2S] cluster assembly
Cellular component (GO): mitochondrion; nucleus; cytosol
Molecular function (GO): pyridoxal phosphate binding; cysteine desulfurase activity
Source: RefSeq, a predicted model, not a curated record